AUUUGUCGGGGAAGGAUUUAUCCAAACACCCCUUCAUACCGGCUGAUGCAAGUUAAAUGAGUGAGCUGUCAGCUGUGUGUGAACAAUAUUACACGGGUGAAGAUGUCAGACUGUCAAGGGGAAGGAGCAAAGAGUCCAAUGGAGCUGUACGAUGAUCUGAAUGCGCAAGGAGACAAAGUCAGAUCACUGAAAACAGCUAAAGCAGAUAAAGCCGAAAUUGAUGCUGCUGUCCAGUUGCUACUAAAGUUGAAAACGGACUACAAACAGAUGACAGGUCAGGAUUAUAAAGCAGGAUGUCCACCAUCAGAAAACUCGGUCAUCACUGACAACGGGCCAGCAGCAGAUGGAGCUGAUGAAGAGGACACAGUUGACCCAUGGAAUGUCUCCACUACUAAUGCAAAAGGAGUGGAUUAUGACAAACUUAUAGUGAGGUUCGGCAGUAGUAAAAUUGACAAGGAGCUGGUGGAUAGAAUAGAAAAAGUCUCGGGACAGAGACCUCAUCACUUUCUACGAAGGGGAAUCUUCUUCUCACACAGAGAUAUGCAUCAGGUGCUCGAUGCGUAUGAGAAGCACAAGUCCUUCUAUCUUUAUACUGGCAGAGGUCCGUCCUCAGAAGCCAUGCACGUUGGUCACCUCAUUCCCUUCAUCUUCACCAAAUGGCUUCAGGAUGUGUUUGACAUCCCUUUGGUGAUCCAGUUAACUGAUGAUGAGAAGUACCUGUGGAAGGAUCUAACACUUGAAGAAUGCCACCACUUCGCUGUUGAAAAUGCCAAGGACAUCAUUGCUUGUGGCUUUGAUGUUAACAAGACCUUCAUCUUCUCUGACCUGGACUACAUGGGUGCGUCCCCUGAAUUCUACAGAAACGUAGUGAAGAUCCAGAAGCAUGUGACAUUCAAUCAGGUCAAAGGCAUCUUUGGCUUCACAGACAGUGACUGCAUUGGUAAAAUCAGCUUUCCAGCCAUCCAAGCAGCCCCAUCCUUCAGUAACUCUUUCCCACAGAUCUUUGGAGAAAGAAAAGAUGUACAGUGUCUCAUCCCUUGCGCCAUAGACCAGGACCCGUACUUCAGAAUGACACGAGAUGUCGCGCCAAGGAUCGGCUUCCCCAAACCAGCCCUGCUGCACUCCACCUUCUUCCCCGCUUUGCAGGGGGCACAAACCAAGAUGAGCGCCAGUGAUGCCAACUCCUCCAUCUUCCUCACUGACACACCCAAACAGAUCAAGAACAAGGUCAACAAGCAUGCGUUUUCAGGAGGAAAAGACACAGUGGAAGAGCACAGAAAGUACGGCGGUAACCCAGAUGUAGAUGUCUCGUUCAUGUAUUUGACCUUCUUCCUUGAGGAUGAUGAACAGCUGGAGAAAAUCAGACAGGACUACACAAGUGGAGCCCUCCUAACUGGAGAACUUAAGAAGAUUUUGAUUGAGACCUUGCAGCCCAUGAUUGCCCAGCAUCAAGAAAGACGCAAACAAGUCUCAGAUGAGACCGUGAAGCAGUUCAUGACACCCAGGCCUUUGAAUUUUAACUUAUAGCUUCCUUGAAUAUCAGAUGUUAAUCGUGUUCAGUUUUUUCCAUAAAAAGUCUUGUUAAUUCAUAAUGGGAGGAAUCACUAGAAUGAUCAUCUUUUUCUUCAUGUGAUACUAAGGAUAGUGUCACCGUCCUUCAUGCUAAUUGUUAUGCUACUUGUUGGCUUCACCGUGCAUCAAAUGUACACAUUUAUCUUCAUCAAGUAUUCAUAGUUGCAAAUCUUUCAGGAUUAUAAGAAGAUUAAAGUGAUGGACAGAGAUGUAUUCUGACACAUGUUUAUUGAUCUAUAGGAACUACAAAGCUGCAUGUCUACUACACAAGUUUUAUUUUACUGAUGAAAAACAGCAUUGUAAAGAAAAACUGUUAAUACAGGAUUAACUGAAUCUUGUAUAUGAUGAUAAGAAUAUGUGUAGUGUAGUAACAUGAGGAAUCGCUUAUUAUAAGGUUAUGAAUCAUUAUCUCAAGGGAAAUAUAAAUGAAUCACAAGGUUUCCCCUCAUCCGUGGACAAAAAGUUUGAUUCAUCAUUAAAAAUUAAAGUGUACUUAAACAAGAACAAAACAACUAAAACGUGUUUAUUUGAAGAUAAAAAGUAUUGAUAUACAGUUCUGCUUAAAAGGUUAUAAAAUCAAAGUGAUGACGAUUUGAUUUUAAUAGAAAUAAUGCUGAGUAUUUCUUCAUAUAUGUCCAUGUUCACAAUACAAAAGCACUUACAACAG
Messenger RNA from Melanotaenia boesemani (Boeseman's rainbowfish), 2239 nucleotides. RefSeq names its product tryptophan--tRNA ligase, cytoplasmic (gene wars1). Bases 103 to 1527 code for a protein of 474 amino acids. Gene Ontology annotation, cellular component: cytoplasm. Gene Ontology annotation, biological process: tryptophanyl-tRNA aminoacylation. Gene Ontology annotation, molecular function: ATP binding; tryptophan-tRNA ligase activity. NCBI's taxonomy places the organism in Eukaryota, Metazoa, Chordata, Actinopteri, Atheriniformes, Melanotaeniidae. The transcript has 11 exons. The record is from RefSeq and is a predicted model, not a curated record.